AGCUUCCCCAUCUGGAGAAGCCCAGGUGAACAUUCCCAGUUUACAGAUGAGGAAACUGAAAUCCCCAAAGAAAGAAAUCCUCCACCAUGCAAACUCCUGGUCUGAUGCCUCUGCUGCUUGUGUCCAUGGGCCUCGUGAAAGCAGUUCAGGUAAGGCCCUUGCACUGACCCUGCCCGAGGGAGUGGAGCUGUGUGCUGCUUCUGCAUACGGGGAGCAGCGGAGGAAGCAGAGCAACCUGGUGCCUCUGGCCUUUGGGGACCGUCCCUGCACAGGGGACAGCCACAGAUGCUGAUCCUGAGGAGUUUGCAGCUGCCAGUUUCCAUCCUAUCUCCUCCAGGCCCAGCAUCUCGCCGUCACACGCCGCGAUCUCUUCUCCCAAGAGACGCCCCUGGACAUGGCCCCGGCCUCCUUUGACGACCAGUACGCCGGCUGCUCGGCAGCCAUGACGGCCGCCCUGGCGGAGCUCAACCGCACCGAGUUCCAGACCAACCAGGUCUACGCCGACGGCUGGGCCAUGGCCAGCGGCCAGUGGCGGGAGCGCCGGGCCUGGGGGCCCGAGUGGGGGCUCAGCCCGCCGCGCCCGCCGCCCGCGCCGCCCGGCUUCCGCGAGGAGCACGGCGUGGCCCUGCUGGCCUACACGGCCAACACGCCGCUGCACAGGGAGUUCAACGCGGCGGUGCGCCAGGCCGGCCGCUCCCGCGCGCACUACCUGCAGCACUUCCGCUUCAAGGCGCUGCACUUCCUGCUGACCGACGCGCUGCGGCUGCUGCGCGGGGCCCCGGCGGCCGGCUGCCGCCAGGUGUUCCGCGGGGUGCAUGGCCUGCGCUUCCGGCCCGCGGGGCCCGGCGCCACCGUGAGGCUGGGCGGCUUCGCCUCGGCGUCUCUGCAGAACGUGGCCGCCCAGCAGUUCGGCCAGGACACCUUCUUCGGCAUCUGGACCUGCCUCGGGGCGCCCAUCGGGGGCUACUCCUUCUUCCCCGGCGAGGAGGAGGUGCUCAUCCCCCCCUUCGAGACCUUCCAGGUGGUGAACGCCAGCAGGCCCCCGCACGGCCCCGCGCGCAUCUACCUGCGGGCCCUGGGCACGCGCAGCACCUACAACUGCGAGUACAUCCGAGAUAAGGAGUGCAGGUCAGGGCGCUGCCAUCUGGAUAACUCAGCCACCGGUCAGGGUUCCCUUUCCUUGGUCUGGUCACUUCUACUGCUGCUCUGGUUCCUUGAGUGGGCGCCCUUCCAGGAAGUCCAGACCCCUGAUCUGCCGCAUGGAAGAGCCCACCUGCCAUCUGUGCCCCAUACCAGGACUCUGGCCACCGCCAGUGACCCAAGUGCACUGGGUCUGUGCCAGCUCCAUAUCGCGGAACUCUGGAGCCUUCUUAGGUGGCUGCCAGGCUUUGCUGGUGGAGAUAGAGGAGACCAUUCGGUCCUGAGCUUUUCCUAGGGCUCUUCGAAUGAGAGCUGAACUGAGGGGCAUAUGUGUAUAUGUAUAACUGAGGCCUGGCCCAUGUGUUCUUACACUGCACACACACGCUCGUGUGCACACACACACACACACACACACACACACGGAGACACAACACAGCACUAAAGCUUCUCUGUUGCCUUAGCACCUCC
This is a messenger RNA of Erinaceus europaeus (western European hedgehog), 1608 nucleotides long. It is a transcript of the gene ART1, whose product is annotated as ADP-ribosyltransferase 1. Bases 395 to 1435 code for a protein of 346 amino acids. NCBI's taxonomy places the organism in Eukaryota, Metazoa, Chordata, Mammalia, Eulipotyphla, Erinaceidae. The transcript is spliced from 5 exons. The record is from RefSeq and is a predicted model, not a curated record. Gene Ontology annotation, molecular function: NAD+ poly-ADP-ribosyltransferase activity; NAD+-protein-arginine ADP-ribosyltransferase activity.